AAUUGGAACACUCAAAACGAAAGUAUAUAACUGCACAAUGUCCUUUUCUCCAGAUCCGUAGCACGUCUUCAGGUAGAUCAAUAUCCCAGUUUAAUUUCAAAAACUGCAUUCUUUAAAUUAAGUAUUUUGUAAAACAUUUCACUAGAGCUAAGAAUCCUAAAGGAUAGAAUAUUCUAGCUAAAUUACUAAGGAUAGUUCUUCAUGGAUAUCGUCGACAUAUGAAUAUAACACGACCUGCUUUAAGGUAAUUUAAAUUUUUAAUGUUCGGCCAAUGUUAGCAAGAAUUUACCAGCUAAAUAGGGACUAUGGGCAAGACCAAAUGUAACAGUACACAUUACCACAGUCUAACACAGUCAAGUCAGUCGACCCUUUUCGACGAACCAUCCGCACCUGCCAACGCCGCCCGCCCCUCUCGCCUAUCGGAGUUUAUCGAUCCCCCGCAUGCGGGGGAUUUAUACCGGUUCGUCGACGAAAUGUGGUUAUAGGGUUGACUCGGUUCAGUUUAUUUCCGACGUUUACCGAGUGCGCCAAUAUUUUUUGUUUUUGUGAAUUUAAUAUUCUGUCAUUUAGUGCUAGUUUUACGGACUUUUACUUUAAUAUAAUUUAUAUUAAUAGUAGUUGUUUGGUAAUGGCUUCUCACGGACAAUACUGCUGUGUUGAAUCUUGCAAAAAACAUUCAAACGACCCAAGUGUUUCUUUUUUUUGUAUUCCCAAUGAUGACGUAAGGUGUCAGCAAUGGAAGGAAAAUUUGGGAUUUGUUGGGGAGCAUAAAUAUGCAAAACUUACACCCAAAGAAGCUCAUAAGCUCAGAAUUUGUAGCCUACAUUUUUCUUCAAGCUCUUUAAUUCAUUACACUGGAAGGCGGUUAAAAAAUACUGCUAUUCCAUCAAGAAUACCACCAGAGCCUGAAGAUGCCAAUGUUACAAAAGAUGCGAUUGAAGGCAGAAAGAUUCUUGUGUCUCAAGAAACUCAAACUGAUCCAGAAAUGUUUAAUGAAGAAAAGCAGACAAAGCAAGAGGACAGUGAGGAAAAUACCUUCCAAGAGCAGUCAGACUUUAGAGGUGAGUGCAGUUCCAAGGCAAAACUGACGACAAGUGAUAGUUUCGACCAAGCAAGUGAAGACUCUAACUUUGAACCUGAUGAAACUAAAGUGAUAAUAAAAGAAGAACCUCUGGAUUCAGACCUGGACGAAAUAGAAUGUAAAAAAAUCAAAAUUGAAUGUGAAAGUGAGGAGGACUGUGAUGAAGAUUUGCUAUUUUUUAAGAGUUUGCUGCCAGAUUUUAAGUUACUGUCGCCGGAAAUCAAAAGGGAACUUCAAGGCAGAAUUCAGGAAAUGGUGCGCGAAGCUACAUUAUCAACGACCAUGCAUAAUUUUUAAUUUUAGACUGUUAAAUAGGACUUGCUUUUUUAAAUAAAUGUUUUCAAUGUUAAGUUUAAAUCCAUUUCUCGUCAUCUAUACACGACGGUGGUAUUAAGCGAAUUUAUAAUAAUGCCAUUCCCACUAUAUUAUUGUCGGUCAUUUCCACCUGUGCCUUAAAGAUAAUCAUAAAAAAAACAGAGAGAGAAAUCUCUUAAAAGUAGCUCUGGAUUAUUUUCGAGCCUUGUCAAAGCCAAUCGAGAGUUGUUGCGUGCGCAGUAAUUGUAGAAUGAGUGGUACAGGAGCUACACAGAAAAGAUGGAAAGGAAGCUUAAGACAGAGACAGGUAAUAAAAAGACGUGGUGAAAAAGGCAAAAGUUGACCUUGAACAAGGAAAUCAUGAACACGUUUAAAUUAACUAUUAUAUGAUGAUAAUAAAAUAUUUCAUAGAUGCGGAUUCAGGGUCGUUAAAUGUGCAAUAGUUAUACAAUAUCUUGUACGACAUAAUACACAGAGGGUAAACUUAAGAAUUAUUCAAUACUCACUACACAUGACGCUGAAAACGUUCCCAAACCCAUCGAGAAGAUCGCGUCGCACGUCGCACGGUCAGUUUAUUAUCGGCGACUCCAGCGUGCCGAACGUAUCGCUCGACGCUCUCGCUUCAACGCGUUAUGUCCGCUAAUCAGUCUUUCAGCGAAUCAUUGAUUUCCUUGGUUUAUAAGAGUAGACCGAUAUGGGAUCCUAAGCAUAGGGACAACAAGGACAGGAACAUUUUGCAGCUCAACUGGCAAGAAAUUGGAAAAAAGUUGGAUACUCAUCCCGACGUAGCGAAACAAAAAUGGAAAAACCUAAAAGACUACUACCGGUCCGAAUUAAAAAGGACCAAACGAUGUGAAGACAAUGAUACGGCGCCAAGAGUAACCAGCUGGCCUCACUUCGACCAAAUGUCCUUCCUACAAGACACCAUAAAGUUCAAGCAGCAAACACCAAACGAUCCACUGACAUUAACCAAUGACCAAAUAAAUGAAGACUUCAAAAUCGAAUUUGAUAGCGAUGAGACCGAACGAGAGGAAGAAGCAUGCAUUGAGAAAUGUUAUCAAGACUUACAUCCAGUCCAGCAAGAAUCAAUGAUGAACUUUAACGAUGACAGUAGUUCGUCAACAAGAAAACAAACUGGUUGCUUCAAUAUCCCUGAACGUUGUGACGAGGAAGUUGAAUGUAAAAGAAUCAAGUUGAUAUUCGAAAAAGAAGAGGAUUUUGAUGAAGAUUUGAUGUUCUUCAAAAGCCUUUUGCCGGACUUCCGGUUUUUACCGAGAACCCGUAAGAUGGCACUGAAGGUGAAGUUUCAACAGCUGCUUUAUGAGGAAACUCUUUCGGCUGUUGGACAAACCACUUGAAUCAGUAGUAUUUCUUGUAUAUAUUGUGUAACGUUUUUAAUAUAGUGGUGAACUAAA
Molecule: messenger RNA, 2811 nt
Organism: Anthonomus grandis grandis
Lineage: Eukaryota; Metazoa; Arthropoda; Insecta; Coleoptera; Curculionidae
Product: 52 kDa repressor of the inhibitor of the protein kinase-like
Exons: 5
Coding region: 629-1378 (249 amino acids)
Biological process (GO): regulation of transcription by RNA polymerase II
Cellular component (GO): transcription regulator complex; nucleus
Molecular function (GO): sequence-specific DNA binding
Source: RefSeq, a predicted model, not a curated record